AUGAGUUUCAAGCGUUUCAUUCCAAAGAUAUGGAUCAAUCCGACAGAUGUUGGAAGACAUCAUGAGAUAAAUACCGACAAAAGGGAGCAAAUAUGCGGCGACAUUGACGCACACGGCUUCGACUGGCAGGUCUGGGCUGUCGCUGGCUCCGGAUUCUUCACCGAUAGUUACAACCUUUUUGCUACCAAUGUCAUCUUACCGUCGCUAGCGUUUAUCUAUUGGAACAAUGACGAAGAUUCCGACCAUGAAACCGCCAUCAAUGCCAUCACUCUAACCGGUUCAUUACUUGGCAUGUUGAUCUUUGGGUGGCUGUCAGAUCGAUAUGGCAGGAGGAAGUUGUAUGGCCUGGAGUUGAUCGUGGUUAUCUUCGGAACUCUUGGUCUUGUUCAGUCUUCCGCGGGAUACAAUGGGUCCAUGAGUAUCUUGGGAUGGCUUAUGUUCUGGCGAUUCUUCGUGGGGCUUGGAAUUGGGGCUGAAUAUCCUCUUUCCGCAGUUAUCACAGCCGAGUUCGCCCCUCGAAGAUCUCGAGCACGCAUGAUGGCCUCGGUUUUCUUGAUGCAGCCUCUUGGACAACUUCUGGCCUAUGUUGUUGGAUUAGCUGUCCUCCUCACUGUGGGAAAGGAUUCUGGUCUCGAUAGGCUUACAGCAGACUCGGAUAGACAAGCGGCUGCCACAAUUGUUGACCGUAUAUGGAGAUAUGUGGUUGGAGUUGGAGCGAUUCCUGCUUUGAUUGCAAUCAUCUUCCGACUGACUAUCCCAGAGUCUCCACGAUACACGUUGGAUGUAGACAAUGAUGGGGCUAGAGCAUUGAGAGACACGCGGAAAUACUACAAUAUCCAUCGAAAUUCGUCAAGCGGUGGUAGCGGCAUGCUUCAGUACCGUGACGAUGAUGAAGAGAACGGAGGAUUGACGCAAGUCUCAAGGGCCAGGCUACAGCAUGAUGUCGCGCCGGAAGACGACGACGACAGCAUGGAGGUCGAAGAGUUGGGAAAUGGUGAGGAAGGGGACGAGCAUGAGAAAGAAGAUGAGACUCUCCCUGACCCAUUCUCCUGGCUAGAAUUGAAAAGGUUCUUCUGGGACGAAGGCAACAUCAAUUAUCUCGCGGGAACAUCAAUCACUUGGUUUCUUCUCGACUUUGCCUUCUACGGCUUGGGCAUCAAUAAUCCCCGCGUAAUCGCUCAGAUUUGGUCCUCACAGCCUGUGACCGACAUACAGAAAGCUACAGAGACGCCAGAUUGGGCGAACCCUUCCGAUCCCGGUCUUUCAAUCUACGAAACUUUAAAACAAGACGGAAUUCGUUCCAUAAUCACCGUUUCAGUGGGCUCUAUGCUGGGCAGUAUUAUCCUAAUCAAGGUGAUAAACUACGUCCCCCGGAAGGCAUGGUUAACCUGGUCGUUUGUCGCAAUGGCCGUCCUCUUCGCCGUCGUAGGCGGCUCAUAUUUCAAGGCCGCAAACUCUGAUCUCCAUGCCCUAACGAUUGUUCUUUAUAUUUUCUGUCAACUUCUCUUCAACUUGGGGCCAAAUACACUGACGUUCAUCAUCCCUGCGGAGAUCUUCCCUACUCGUUAUCGCGGAACAUGCCAUGGGAUAUCUGCCGCCGCCGGGAAGCUGGGCAGUAUUGUCGUGCAGGCUUUUCUGCCUUUCACGAAAAUCACCAACCCUAACUCCCUAACUCUUGGUUGGAUAUUGGUAGGAUUUUCGUUUGCAAUGGCUCUCGGAGCUUUGUUCUCAUGGGCCUGGGUGCCUGAGGUUCAGGAUGCGAGAGGAACAGACAUGGAGGAUACAAGGCGUCGGAAAUCGAGACUUAGGGCGUACGAAGUGCCGAGUAAGACACUCGAGGAUUUGGCUACGGGUAGGGCGGGCGUGGUCGAUGAACGUCGUGAGAUUGGAUUCAGAAAGAAGGGCAGAAGGCUUCUCAGGUCCAGGAGAAAGCAGGCCGCAUCAUAA
Messenger RNA from Pochonia chlamydosporia 170, 1947 nucleotides. RefSeq names its product phosphate transporter protein. The coding region runs from base 1 to 1947 and encodes 648 amino acids. Gene Ontology annotation, biological process: transmembrane transport. The record is from RefSeq and is a predicted model, not a curated record. Gene Ontology annotation, molecular function: transmembrane transporter activity. Gene Ontology annotation, cellular component: membrane. The transcript has 3 exons. Lineage: Eukaryota; Fungi; Ascomycota; Sordariomycetes; Hypocreales; Clavicipitaceae.